This is a messenger RNA of Staurois parvus, 346 nucleotides long. Lineage: Eukaryota; Metazoa; Chordata; Amphibia; Anura; Ranidae. The record is from the annotation of a GenBank genome assembly.
GGUGUUCCAAUCCCCUCCAUAUCGUGUGACUCAGGUGUUCCAAUCCCCUCCAUAUCGUGUGAUUCAGGUGUUCCAAUCCCCUCCAUAGCGUGUGAUUCAGGUGUUCCAAUCCCCUCCCAAUCAUGCGAUUCAGGUGUUCCAAUCCCCUCCCUAUCGUGUGAUUCAGGUGUUCCAAUCCCCUCCCUAUCGUGUGAUUCAGGUGUUCCAAUCCCCUCCCUAUCGUGUGAUUCAGGUGUUCCAAUCCCCUCCCUAUCAGUCAAUAGCUAAAGACCUCCAAACUUGGUGUGGCCUUCAGAUGAGCCCAAAAACAGUGCGUAGAGAGCUUCAUGGAAUGGGUUUCCAUGGC